AUGAGCACAAAUCAGAGGGACGAGGUGCGAGCUCCCAAAGCGAAAAAGACGAUACUUCCAGUACAAGCCGGGAGCAACGCUGGACCGACCACCUUCUUCCUUAAAACAGAAAAAGAGAUGGAGCAGAGCGUUCAGCGGGGCCGGAAGCUUUCACGUAGCAGCGUUGCUGCGGAGAACAAACCGGAGAACAGACCGCCUGCAGUGGAUAUGUCGACUUCGAUAGCAGAAACGACGUACGGGGUGCAAAGUCUUGAAGAUACUAUCAAUUCUGGAUUUUCGUCGAGUAGUGAUUUGUCUAGAGCGUCAAGCCAGAGCAACGAUGAGCACAGUCCUACUGCUGGUCGAGAUGGAAAGACGCUUUUGUACAAGAAACGAAAAGCUGGAAAUCGAGUUCAUCCGACCAUCAGGUCUGCUGGUCAUCGCAUUAUUUCCUCCGAAAAUUCACCUCAUUCUCCCUCGAUGACAGCAUCUCCCAUCUCGGCCAGGUCAACCGAAUCUCCGUUGCGGACUCAUUCCUUCCGGAGAGGUUCAAAUUCGUCGUCGAUCAACUUCAAUCACCUCCUUACACCUGUGAAAUCUAAUCCAAAACCAUUCUCGGCAGCACCAAGCACACCUCGAUCAGCUUCAGUCAAAUCCUUUCAGCUAAGCGAUGAAGAGGCUUGCUUGGCAGACGAGAUCGGCAGCCAAGCUAUCUUCUCUUCUCAUGGUGACGAUGACGUCGAUCUUGAACGAACACCGCAAUUGGUCAUGCCGAGCCUAGCAAUGCCGGAACGACGAGCUUUCACACAACAAGGUCGAUCGAUGGGAAGGUUAAAAGUAAUGGUCAUUGGUCCUCGAAGAAGCGGAAAGACCAGCUUGAUAUCAAACAUUCUAGCUACGUCAGAGCACGUUGUACAUGUUGAUUCGGCAUUGUCAGCUUUCUCAGAUCAAGCAUCUACUCGAGCCUUCCUCGAAAUCUCUGCAUCCACCAAGCCUCUGCCUACAUGGUGGGCCGACCUCGACUCCAAAAGCUCAGCGCGUCGAAGAAUGAGUGUCGGUGACGUUCUAGACCGAAACAUAAUCUUCAUCGAUUCGCCCCCUGCCGAAGACGAUGACCAGAUCAGAAGAGUCUCAGAGUACAUCGCUCAAUCAACCCGGAGAGCAGUCCACAUUGACGGCAUGAGCGACGUUGAGAUCAUGGGAAUGCUUGCAGGCGAUGGUGGCGUGCAAAUGGAUGCCGUGAUCUACAUAUUCGCGUCGACCGACACUACAUCGCCCCCACUCCUCACCGACGCUCAACAAGAAUGCCUUCGAUUGAUCGCCGAAUGCACGAACCUCAUACCCGUCAUAGGACAUGCAGACCAAAUGACGAAUGAAAGUUUGAGCGUCAGGAAGUGCCAGAUAGAGGAAAUAUUAAAGUCGUCGAGGGUGGAGACUUACCGACUUGCGGAUGGGACCAUUGAACCACUCGCGGUCUCAUCAGCUCGCGGCAGCGAUGCCGACGUCAUCGACGCCAGCCUUCUCAUGUCCUCAAAAUACAUGCCUCCACUGGUAUCCAGUGAAUUACAUUAUUUAGUUGAACAUCUCUUCGAUCCCUCCAACAUGGCACGAUUACGACACCUGUCAGCCCAAAAGGCAGCAGCAUAUCGCAAGAACCAUCCAGCACAUCCUCAACCUCUCUUUCACCACACCCACCAUCAACAAUCUCACACAGGCCAUCUCAGUCCAGUGAUAAGUACAGGCAGCGUUCUCGAUGAAGCAAGCAAAGUUCUCAUCCCAUAUGGCACAUCCAGUUACUACCGAUCCACCUCUCCCACUAUCUCUGAUUUUUCCGCGCCAUCGUCCAGCGCAUGCGCCGUCGCCCGCUAUAACGAAUCUCCUAGGGAUCCCAACCAGCCCAUCCGCGAAAUUGUCACGGCUCAAUGGGCUGAGGAUCUCACCCAUCGCGGCCGCGAUCCCACUAUUGUCAAACCCAUCUCACAAACGUUCCCCCAAUACUUUUCCUCCGGACUGCCUUCAGAUACGGAGUCCGACCCCAAAGCCCUCACGCUCCCGCAACACCAGCAUUCGUCCACAUCUCAGCCUCAGCGACCUUCCCGCGGCCGACUCGGUGGUGCUCUCUGCGUCAUCGACCCCCGUGAUCCUCUUGGCGUUCUCGCCUUCGGUCAGCGGAGCUAUUUCGCGCUGCGCGUGGCAGGAGGCUGUGGGUUGCUGGGUGCACUGUGUUAUUGCGUUGUGCGGUUCUGGACACUCGGGUGGGAGUUGAGCGCUAUCGGCGGAGGACAGGUGCAUGCCAUGGCUGUACCUGCGCCUACCAGGACGUGGGAGGGCGCCCUUAAGGGAGUAUUCCCCGGCUGGGCCAGAUGA
Messenger RNA from Dissoconium aciculare CBS 342.82, 2346 nucleotides. RefSeq lists its product as uncharacterized. The record is from RefSeq and is a predicted model, not a curated record. Gene Ontology annotation, molecular function: GTP binding. Bases 1 to 2346 code for a protein of 781 amino acids. The transcript has a single exon. Lineage: Eukaryota; Fungi; Ascomycota; Dothideomycetes; Mycosphaerellales; Dissoconiaceae.